CAUCAACUAUAUUGUAUCGUUGUGCACGAGAGGGAAAGAGAAAUCAAUAUGAAGGGACUCACAAAAGCCAUCAUGCGGACACCGCAUAUGAUGGGUGCUCGAGUGGGGUUGUCGAAGAAAUCCAAUGAUCCCGAGUUCGAUGACUACUCCCGCAAGUUUACGGCAAUGGAGUCGGCGACGGACAAGUUGUUUAAGGAUAGCAAGACCUUUGCGGAUGCGGUCAUCUCCCUCUUGUCCUCCGAAACGAAUUUCGCACAGCACUUCGCCGGCCUGUUCGAGCCGCUCGGAAAUGAAUACGACAUCUUAGGCAAGCACCCUGAGGCGCAAGAGACUAUCCGUAACCUUCCGUCCUACCAGCGUGAGAUGGAGGAGCUCAAGGAAGCCCUCUCUCCUGAACUUGAGCUUAUCCAAACCCGUAUCAUUGGCCCCGUCAAAGAGCUUCAGGGUAUCAUGAAGGGUAUCCGGAAAUCGAUCACCAAGCGGGAUCACAAGCUGAUCGAUUACGACCGGUUCAAUAACUCCCUCACCAAGCUGAGGGACAAGAAGGAGAAGUCUCUCAAUGACGAGAAGAAUCUCUUCAAGCUCGAGCAAGACUUUGAAGUUGCGAGCAAUGAGUUUGAGUUCCAUAACACGACGCUGAAGACCGAGCUACCCCAGUUCAUGAUUUUGGCGACCCGUUUCAUCGACCCAUUGUUCCAUUCUUUCUACUAUAUGCAGCUAAAUAUAUUCUAUUUGAUGCUGGAGAAGAUAAAUGGCUUCGCAAGUGGCAAGUACGACGUGAGCCUCCAGCCCGCCGAUGUGGCUACUGCCUACGAGGCGCGUCUGGGCGACGCGCGCGAUCGUGUCGAGGCGCUCACAAUCACGAAACGUGCCAUGCCCACCGCUAAGAUGCUCUCUAUGCGGCAAGGGUCUUCCCCCUCAGGCACGUCUGCAGGCGAGCGCCGUGCUCCUCCUUCGCUAGCUGCCAAACCCUCCGUGCUUGCGGGGAAACCACCAUUGCGUUCAAACUCGUAUGCUGCGCCUCCCCCUGCGUAUCAGGAAGCGUCGUUCGGUGACUCGCCUGCUGCAGCGGCUGCGAGCUCCGCGGGCACGAAGCGUGCCCCACCGCCCCCGCCACCUCUUAAGCCAAAGCCAGGCGCACCAGCGGUGAAGUAUGUUACUGCAUUAUACGACUUCGCCGCACAGGCAGAGGGAGAUUUGGAGUUCAGAGUCGGGGAUAAAAUCGAGCUCGUUGAGAGGACUGCGAGUUCAGAAGAUUGGUGGACGGGGAAGCUGAACGGCAGGACGGGCGUGUUCCCUGGUAACUACGUUCAAGAGUAAAGCCUCUUCGCUCGCUUGAGGGCGUCUUCAUAGGAUGAGAGCAGUCCAGCGCUGCACAUACCAUUUUUUCUAGAAGCGCCCCCUCUCUAUGAAUUACUUGUGUU
Messenger RNA from Dacryopinax primogenitus, 1424 nucleotides. RefSeq names its product BAR-domain-containing protein. The coding region runs from base 49 to 1320 and encodes 423 amino acids. Gene Ontology annotation, molecular function: lipid binding; protein binding. The record is from RefSeq and is a predicted model, not a curated record. The transcript has 7 exons. Gene Ontology annotation, biological process: endocytosis; plasma membrane tubulation; actin cortical patch localization. Gene Ontology annotation, cellular component: mating projection tip; actin cortical patch; Rvs161p-Rvs167p complex. Lineage: Eukaryota; Fungi; Basidiomycota; Dacrymycetes; Dacrymycetales; Dacrymycetaceae.